ACUUAUGGCUACUUACUUCCAUCUGACAGCCAAAUGUCUGCCUUGCAGUCGGGAAAAGCUGUGCAGUCCGCAGUUGCCACUAUGCAACAGUUUUAUGGGAUCCCAGUAACAGGAGUUUUGGACGAGACAACUAUUGAGUGGAUGAAGAAGCCUCGAUGUGGAGUUCCAGAUCAUCCCCACCUACGCCAUAGCCGGAGGAAAAAGCGGUAUGCACUAACUGGACAAAAGUGGAGGCAGAAGCAUAUAACCUACAGUGUACACAACUAUACCCCCAAGGUUGGAGAGAUUGAUACAAGGAAAGCCAUUCGUCAGGCAUUUGAUGUUUGGCAGAGAGUGACACCACUUACCUUUGAAGAAGUCCCUUACCAUGAAAUUAAAAAUGACAGAAAGGAGGCAGAUAUUAUGAUAUUUUUUGCUUCUGGUUUCCAUGGAGACAGUUCUCCGUUUGAUGGAGAAGGUGGAUUCCUAGCUCACGCUUACUUUCCUGGACCAGGAAUAGGAGGAGAUACUCACUUCGAUUCAGAUGAGCCAUGGACCCUGGGAAAUUCGAAUCAUGAUGGGAAUGAUCUCUUUCUGGUCGCAGUCCAUGAGCUGGGACAUGCGCUGGGUCUGGAACACUCCAAUGAUCCCAGUGCUAUCAUGGCUCCUUUCUACCAGUACAUGGAAACACACAACUUCAAACUGCCCCAGGAUGACCUCCAAGGAAUUCAGAAAAUCUAUGGUCCUCCUGUUGAGCCCCUGGAGCCAACCAGGCCUUUACCGACUCUUCCUGUUCGCAGAAUUCACUCCACUUCAGAAAGAAAACAUGAGAGACAGCCAAGACCUCCUAGUCCUCCUCUGGGUGAUAGGCCAUCUCCUCCUGGCACGAAACCGAACAUCUGUGAUGGCAACUUUAACACCGUGGCUCUCUUUAGAGGCGAAAUGUUUGUUUUCAAGGAUCGCUGGUUCUGGCGUCUGCGCAACAACCGAGUGCAGGAGGGAUAUCCCAUGCAAAUUGAGCAGUUCUGGAAAGGCCUCCCCGCAAAGAUUGAUGCAGCCUAUGAGCGGUCUGAUGGAAAAUUCGUUUUCUUCAAAGGAGAUAAAUACUGGGUUUUUAAAGAAGUGACAGCAGAGCCAGGCUACCCACACAGUCUGGUGGAGCUGGGGAGCUGUCUGCCGCGGGAAGGCAUUGACACGGCUCUGCGUUGGGAGCCAGUAGGCAAAACCUACUUCUUCAAAGGCGACAGGUACUGGAGGUACAAUGAGGACAAGAGAGCAACGGACCCAGGAUACCCAAAGCCCAUCACUGUGUGGAGAGGAAUCCCUCAGGCUCCGCAGGGAGCUUUUAUCAGCAAAGAAGGCUUUUAUACCUACUUUUACAAAGGGAAGGAGUAUUGGAAGUUCGAUAACCAGAGGCUGAGUGUGGAGCCAGGCUACCCCAGGUCAAUCCUCAAAGACUGGAUGGGCUGUAACCAGAAGGAUGUUGAACGAAGCAAAGACAGACGCCUCCCCCAUGACGAUGUGGAUAUUAUGGUGACAAUAAACGAUGUGCCUAGCACUGUAAAUGCAAUCGCCGUUGUGAUCCCUUGCAUUUUGUCUCUGUGUAUCCUUGUCUUGGUAUACACGAUCUUCCAGUUUAAAAACAAAGAGGUGCAGCAAAAUGUUGUGUACUACAAAAGACCUGUCCAGGAGUGGGUAUGA
Messenger RNA from Pygoscelis adeliae (Adelie penguin), 1680 nucleotides. It is a transcript of the gene MMP24, whose product is annotated as matrix metallopeptidase 24 (membrane-inserted). The transcript is spliced from 8 exons. The record is from RefSeq and is a predicted model, not a curated record. Gene Ontology annotation, biological process: proteolysis; collagen catabolic process; extracellular matrix organization. Lineage: Eukaryota; Metazoa; Chordata; Aves; Sphenisciformes; Spheniscidae. Gene Ontology annotation, cellular component: extracellular matrix. Gene Ontology annotation, molecular function: zinc ion binding; metalloendopeptidase activity. The coding region runs from base 34 to 1680 and encodes 548 amino acids.